Molecule: messenger RNA, 1333 nt
Organism: Fusarium verticillioides 7600
Lineage: Eukaryota; Fungi; Ascomycota; Sordariomycetes; Hypocreales; Nectriaceae
Exons: 2
Coding region: 1-1059 (352 amino acids)
Biological process (GO): protein O-linked glycosylation via fucose; GDP-fucose import into Golgi lumen
Cellular component (GO): Golgi apparatus
Molecular function (GO): antiporter activity
Source: RefSeq, a predicted model, not a curated record
AUGGCUGCCGCCGAACAACCUCAGGUCGAGAACCGUCCCCCGCCUUCACGGAUGAGAGUCGCCCUGGUGGUGCUCUUCCAUUCAUCAUGUGCUAUCUGGAGCACUAUUCUAUCCAAGUCGGCCCUCAAUGGUGUUGAGGCCCCCGUCACAUUGCUUGCUCUUCAGACAACGAUACAAGUAGUACUACUCACAAUUAUUGGAGUUGCUACAGGAUGGGUUAAGCUGAACAGACCACUAAAUGCUUGGAUUGCUCUUCUACCCCUCACGGUCGCACGUCUCAUUGGAAUCUUGGCCAAGACAUACUGCCUCGCCUCGGUCAACGCCUCCGUCUACCAGAUCGCCCGUGGUCUUCUACUACCAUUUACUCUCUUCCUGUCUCUGCUGGUUCUCCGACCUCGUCCUUACUACCCUCCCAUUUCUCUCGUUGGCUGCGCCAUGGUCAUGGCUGGUUUCGGAACUGGAAUGAUGGCCGACUACAGCCAGAUGCUUACCUCCGGCAAGGGUGUUCUCCUCGGUGUCGGAUCUAGUUUCACCACUGCCGUCGAGUCCGUUGUCGUCAAGCGAUUCCUCGGUAAGAGCCAGGAGGGUAUGUGGCAGAUGGUCUGGAUGUCCAACUGUAUGGCCAUCCUUUUCUACAUUCCUCUCUUCCCUCUUUCUGGAGAGAUGAGCACUAUGAGCAGCCUUUUCACUGUCGAGUCCAUGGAUGUCGCCCGCCAGUUCCUCAGCUCCGCCUGUUUGACUGGUGUCUCAGCCUUCCUCCUCACCAUCGCUACCUUUAUGCAAAUCGAGGUAACUAGCCCGACCACACACAUGAUUGUCACUGCCGCUCGAGGUGUCGCCCAGAGCUCUCUCGCCGUUGUUCUACUCGGUGAGGUGUUGACUGCCGACCGCGCUGGCAGCAUGGCUCUUAUUCUUGCCGGAAGUGCCCUCUACGGAUGGGCCCGAGACCGAUACCAGCAGGCCAAGAAGGCCGCUGGCAGCUACCAGCUUCUGCCUCGCGAAGAGGAGGGCCGAGCUGAGAUGAUGGACAGCAAGGAAGCCAAAGAUUUCAAGCAAUAAGAUCUUGACUUCCUCUUGCUGGUCAUGAGAUGAAAUAACAUAUACCAUUUCCUUUUUCUCUUAUUAUUCUUGGGUAUGGCGGGCUUCAUUCAUCAUGACGACAGGUGUUUGGAUGAUCUGGUUUUCGGCAUACUUUUGUUCAGAUUCUAUAUACCUUAGACAUAGAGACGAUUUACUAUGUAAUCUGGGGUAUCCAGUUUUAGCCCUUAUUUCUCUCCCUCAGCAGUGCGCAACGAGGGAGAGAAGCUUCAAGAUCAAAAAUAUACGUUAAUAU